ACCAGACCCAUCAUGGCCCCCCACCCCUUCCUCGCCCCGCUCUUCUCCCUCCUUUACCUCGUCUCAGCAGCUUCCUCGGAGGGCCGCUAUCAGCAGGGGGAUCCGGUGAUGCUGUACGUCAACAAGGUGGGACCGUACCACAAUCCGCAGGAGACCUACCAUUACUACCAGCUCCCGGUCUGCUCGCCGGUGAAUAUCCGCCACAAAAGCCUCACCCUGGGGGAGGUCCUGGAUGGAGAUCGCAUGGCCGAGUCCAUGUACGAGAUCCGGUUCCGUGAGAAUGUCGACAAGAAGGUGCUCUGUGAUAUGAAACUCUCGCCUCAGCAGGUAGAGCGCCUCCGGCAGGCCAUCGAGGAGCUGUACUACUUUGAAUUUGUGGUGGACGACCUGCCCCUCCGCGGCUUCGUGGGCUACAUGGAGGAGAGCGGGUUUCUGCCCCACAGCCACAAGAUCGGGCUCUGGACCCACCUGGACUUCCACCUGGAGUGGAACGGGGACCGCGUCAUCUACGCCAACGUCAGCGUGCGCGACGUCAAGCCCGCCAGCCUGGACGACGUCCGGGGCCCCGACCCGCUCUCCAUCACCCACACCUACAGCGUCCGCUGGUCCGAGACCGCCUCGGAGCGGCGG
This is a messenger RNA of Gekko japonicus, 630 nucleotides long. It is a transcript of the gene TM9SF1, whose product is annotated as transmembrane 9 superfamily member 1. Lineage: Eukaryota; Metazoa; Chordata; Lepidosauria; Squamata; Gekkonidae. The record is from RefSeq and is a predicted model, not a curated record. The annotation marks the transcript as partial. Gene Ontology annotation, cellular component: membrane. The transcript is spliced from 2 exons. Gene Ontology annotation, biological process: protein localization to membrane.